GCAUCAGUGCAACACCCGAUCACCCCAAAGCCGACCAGUGCUCCAACAUGAAGAUCGUUCUGCUUUUCUGUGCCGUGGUUCUGGUCGUGGCUGACAAAGAGGCUAAAAUAGUGAACUACCAAUCCAACAUUGAAGAGGAUGGAUCAUACAAAACCGAGUACGAGACAACCAACGGCAUCAAGGCCCAGGAGGACGGCAUCUCCUACCCCGGCAACGUCCCCGAGUCUGGCAACUACGUGAGGAGCGGCUCGUACUCGUACGAAUGGGAGGGCGUCACCUACACGGUCACCUGGACGGCUGACGAGAACGGCUUCCAUCCUGUUGGAGAUCAUCUGCCCGACUUCAGUUUUACGCGUGAACACAUCGGUGGUAUUGACGAAUUCCAGUAAAACAGAACAACACCAAUCGGGGCCAGAACGACUCCGCAUGAUAUUAGAUUCCGAUGCUUACAAGAGAAGACACCGACCUGCAUCCCACUCCCCGAUCCUUCUGCAUACUAUAUUUGACAGUGUUUAUUUCGCCCGGAUUUUAAGCAACUCGACAAUUUUUCAGUGUUGAUGAUGUUAACAUUUGUUUUCAGUUUCAUUAUUUUUCAUGAGUGUUUGUUUGAUCUGUACUUAGUGUCAAUGUUUUGUCGUCGUCCCUUGUGCAUCACUUGUUUCCCUCGUGUUAUAUGUGAAGGUCCUCGUCAACGUAAUGUGUGUCCUUUGUCCUACAUGUGAACUUCAUGCACUUCAUAAUAUGCCAUAAAAAACUGUUACCGUCAUAAAGUGAUCAAAAUAUAUUUUCCUCAGCCAAACUUGAAUUUACGGGACCCUAUUACCACUAAUUUUGACAUGCAUUUAUAUAAAAUAGCUUAUAUAUUUAAAUAGUAGCAGCUUUUCCCUGACUUUAAGGCAGCCUUCAAUUCAAAUAAAUAUUAAUCGAAUAGAUCAAAACAUUGCUUUGCUGAUCUUUUAAAUGAUUUCACGGAGCCAAGUAAUGCUUCCCAUCCAGCCCCGCAGUUGUGUAAUGUGUUGCAUGUGCCUUGGACACUUUCUGUUAGAGGACACUCCGUUGCAGACAGUCAUGACUGUCAACCCGCCCAUUUCCAAACUAAUGUACGGUCGCUGCUACCUAGGGCUGGGCCACAGGGUCCAUAACAGCGUGCCCCGCCAACACCUAAGUGCCUUUUCUAAUUCGCACUUGGGCGGCAGUUAUCAGAAAUUGGCAGACAACGCAGUCGGAAUGAGGUCAAGGCAGGGGUCGUGUGUCAAAGAUGCGUCCGAUGUCCUGCACCCAGGGCGUUUAUUAUGGGAUUAUCUGUCAGACAUUGCACGCGGGGUCAAACACCUUGACCUUGACCUCUGGCCGGCGCGCAGACGCGUGUCUCGUGGGAGGAGAUUGGCGGACAGAAUCUCUGAGCUGUUUGACAUCCGUCAACAGCGCAGGAACAGGACUGGACAGUUCAGGUGUAUAUGUCCAAUUUCAAACAGAGCUGUAACCGCAGUGUGCCAGCGGCAAUCCGGCAAGGGUAGUUGUCCUGGGGACACCGUCCGUCACCUCUCGCAAGGAGUAUAUGACGCACGAGAGCUUCCUACAUCUAGCGAUGCUGAAUUGAAACGCUCCUCAUGGUAGGCAGACGUACUACAGCUUCGCAGGAGAAUUCAAUCGAGGCUUCAGAAAGAAAGAUAAAUAAUGUUUAUGAGCUUGACAAUUAAAACAAAAAAAACUAGUUCAUAUACAAAAAAAAAAUUGUGGUCCAAUUGGUAGAAACCAAAGGAACAAACAUCAUCAUGAAAAUACAAUGCCUGCCCGAAAACAAAA
Messenger RNA from Amphibalanus amphitrite, 1806 nucleotides. Its product is annotated as cuticle protein CP14.6-like. NCBI's taxonomy places the organism in Eukaryota, Metazoa, Arthropoda, Thecostraca, Balanomorpha, Balanidae. The transcript is spliced from 3 exons. The record is from RefSeq and is a predicted model, not a curated record. Gene Ontology annotation, molecular function: structural constituent of chitin-based larval cuticle. Gene Ontology annotation, cellular component: chitin-based extracellular matrix. Bases 48 to 389 code for a protein of 113 amino acids.